Physcomitrium patens is the source of this 3132-nucleotide messenger RNA. RefSeq lists its product as uncharacterized. NCBI's taxonomy places the organism in Eukaryota, Viridiplantae, Streptophyta, Bryopsida, Funariales, Funariaceae. Gene Ontology annotation, molecular function: DNA-binding transcription factor activity. The record is from RefSeq and is a predicted model, not a curated record.
GCCACGGCUAUGGCUGCUGCUCCCGCUGUUGCUGGUGCUGGUGGUGAUGAAGUGAGUUGCUGUUGCUGUUGCUUUGGGCUCGGUGCGACUCUUUCCUCCCUCCCCUUACCUGUGCUUGACCCCUUCCGUUGUUCGCCUCAUUUCCUGGUUCUCUGGCUCUCUCUUUGAUUACAAGGAAUCUCGCUGGCGGGCCAAAUCAGGCGGCCCACUGUUCAUGUUGGAGCGUCGUUGAGCAUUUGAUGUUUUCUCUUGAGGAGGAGGAGGAGGAGGAAGGGGGAUGGGGAGUGGGGGGGCUUUUUGAUCCAGUUAGUGUUGUCGCGGUCGUGGAGGCGGGGAGGCAGAGGCCGGGGGGAAAGAGGGAUUAAGGAGUGUGCCGCGCGACGGUGGUCGACCGAUCUGAUGAGCCCCUACAGGAGGUCAGACUUUGUGUUUCUCGCGGACUCUUUCGUGUGGAGCAGUUCUAACCCGGGGUAAAGUUGCGCGGCGGUGGUACGAUGCUGGCGUCUCUUUGGUAAUGGCUGGGAAGUAUGAGGAAUUUGAUUUCUGGUUGUUGGAUUUUUCUAUCGGAGGUGGCGCGAAGUGGGACUACUUGAACGGGAGCGAUCUUAGUAGGAGGGGUUGAGUUUAGAUUGGAGGUGAGGUGAGACGAGGGUAGGAAAGGGAAGGUGGAGCGGGGGUUUGUGUGAGUGUGAUAAGAAAAAGUGUGUCGAAGUGGCUUAGGAAAAAAAAAGGAAGAAAGUGAGUAGAGGAUGGCUACUUUGUUGAUUCGCGGGCCUGAGCUGGCUGCAGUUGAAAAGUUAUCAAUGGCGAGUAGAGAGCAGGGGCGGCUGCAGCAGGAGAAGGCAGGUACUCAUGGGGAGCACGAAGGCCUUCACCGCAAGGUUUCAUCCGAGGGGCGGGGUAGGGCACGAAAGGUGAAGAGCGCGCAGAAGAAACAGCCACAGAGGGGACUGGGAGUUGCGCAACUGGAGAAGUUGAGGAUGCAGGAGCAGAGCAAGCAGGAGGAGAGCAAGCAGGAGCAGAGCAAGCAAGAGCAGAGCAAGCAGGAAGCGGUCUGUCUUGCAUCGUUUCAAGGGUUCCCCCCUUUUGGUUUCAUGGAUCAGAAUGGAGGCAUGAAAAAUGGCACUAUGUCGCACCAGCCAGUUCACAGCACAGCUUUUUCCUUCUGCAAUGACCGGACUGGGCCCUCCGACAAGUUGCAUUACCUCAGCGGAGACGGACGUCAGCUCAGUAAAGUUGCUGUGGACGGAGAGACGUUUCGGGCUAUCAUGUCGUUCGCGAACGUUGACCACUCCACUACGGGGUCAUUUGCACGCCGUGCCCGAGGCGGACAAUCUGCAGCUCUCAUGUUCGCCCAGAAUCGGGAAAUCAGGGACCAUUCUUAUGGAUGUAAUUCUAUACGGACCGUUUCUAGCUUGGGCUCCUUGUCUGAGAGACCUGGAAGUAGAGGUCAAGGUUCGUGUGAGACCAGUGUCUAUGUGGAGGGUUCUUCUGGCAAGCUACCUUCAUGUGCUCAGGCUUGUCUUGGCUCUCCUCCGAGUUCCACAGCCAAGUCGUCCUUACUCUCCAACUCAUUCCCUGCAGGGGCCAACCUAGUCGAUAGUCUCGCAUCGAACUUGGAGCACGAGGUACAGCGGUUAUCAGAGGUGGAUAGGGAGUCCGUUCACAUGUUCCAAGUCACCAGUAAAGGUGUUGGGGAUGCUGGGAUGGUUGAUACGAAGCUCUUUCCAGCAGUUGGAAGGAAUAGUGCAAUGUCUGUCUUUACUCCGAGCAGUCUACAGUGUUUUGAAUCCUCUUCAGGUCCUGCCAAAUUACGCCGCCUCCCACAAGAUCGUGCUGAAGUACCGGUGACUGGCGUUGCGAUUAAUUGUGGCCGACCAAAGGAGCUCUCUUCUUUCCAAAGCUUUUCAAGCAAUAAUACAUGGUCUGCUACUGAGAAGGUACCUGGGCAAAAGCGACCAUGGUACGAUAUCAAGGAGGAUACUUGCAAGUCGAUGCACUCUGAGGAUCUGGAUCUGAAUGCGCCCGCCGGCGAGGUUCAGGUAGCACAGAGUGGUUGUUAUGGUGGUGUAUCCGAUGGACACGUGAGUCCAGUGGGAGUUCAUCACACAACUGGAGUAUCUGGGGGUGGCCCUAGUAACACCUUACUUCUCCUGAAGGACAAAGCGUGUGCACCAUGGCAAGAAAAUUAUACUCAAAACUUAAGCAUAAUCACGGACGUGGGCUUCCAUUCCGUAGAAUCUUUCUUAAAAGUUAGCUGCCCAUCUAAAUCCAAGAUCAAGGAUUGUUGCUCAAGUGUGUGUUCUCCGUGUGGGUCGCCCGUCACCAGACAGAGAUGCCUUUCAAGUCCCGACGUUCCAAUGCUGACGGGAGCUGAAACAUCCGGUGACUUUCUUACUCUUGGGAUCAGUAGCCGCUCAUAUCCCACUAGUCCGCAAUUUGGAGUUGAAGUGGACAGCAAGGAAUCAAUGAGCCCUGAAGAGGGCAACCAAGUGAAGCGGAUGAGGAAUUCUCAAGCGCUGGAUAGCGCACUACAUCUUCAAAUGUUUUACCGUCACGAGGAGAGUGCUCCCUCUGUUAUGGGCGGCAUCUAUUCUCCUUCUUGCACAGACACCAGUCUCUUCAGUGCCGUAGGCCUCAGCUGCAGAUUCACAUCCACCUCAUCCAGCAACGUGACAGAGGACUGCCACAAACAAACUGGAAGACAGGAGAAGCGAGAGUUCUUGGAUUUAAAUCUCAAGCUGGCGCUGUAGUUUUUUCUUUUCUUCUUUCUUUUAUUGUCCUAUUUUGGGGGGGAUGUCUGAGUGGAGUAAGGAAAGAGUGAUGGAUGCGUUAAGAUAAUUCUAUUUUGAUACAGAGAACACUUGCUGAGAUAAUUUGAGCUUGUGAUGGUUGUAAUUAUUAAGGACAACCAAGCAUCUCACCGGAAGCAGCAUGCAGAAAAGGGAUGUGGAUUGUCCUGCUGCUACGUUUUGUACAGGAGGAUGCGUGAGUAUUAUUUAUUGUAUCAUAGUACAAAACAAUCUCGUACCAGUCAAAGCAUAUGCGAAAGGUUUCUCUUUCCCUUUUUCCUUUUCCCCCAUGUUAGUUACAGCCAUUCUUUUGUCUAAUGUGAAUAAUCCUUAAAUGCUU